This is a messenger RNA of Lachancea fermentati, 342 nucleotides long. NCBI's taxonomy places the organism in Eukaryota, Fungi, Ascomycota, Saccharomycetes, Saccharomycetales, Saccharomycetaceae. The record is from the annotation of a GenBank genome assembly.
AUGUUCCUACAAGCCAUCAGACGCUCUGUGCCAACUGCUGCACGCUCUUUCGCCACCACUCGCGUUAGUGCUAAUGUCAUCCAGGAUUUGUACUUGAAAGAAAUCAAGAGCGUCAAGUUGCAGCCAAUCUCAGCGAAGGACGCCGAGGGCGCUGUUAAGCCAUGGGUCGCUCCACAAGCUCCAAAGAUCCCUCAAGUUGAAGCUCAAGGGGCCGAUGCAUUGAAGGCAUACGCCGAACAAGACGUCGAGGUUGCCAAGGAAAAGGGCGAAGAAGCCUCUAACGAGACUGAUGAGCAAGACUGGUUAGUCUUAGAGGAAAUUGAGGACGACCACCAUCACUAA